AUGCCAUUGAUACAAGGGCAGGAAAAGUUCAAGGGCCAAAUAUCCCACUCAUCGCAGUUAAACGAUAAGGGUUGUAGGAAUAAGAAGGUAGUCAUCAUCGGCGGAGGAGCCAGUGCUGUGGAAGCUCUGCAGGUCGCAGUCCAGGCAGGCGCCGCGCGGGUCGAUGUGCUGAGUCGAACAGACAAAUGGAUCAUCCCACGCAACAUCCUUGUGCAGACCUUGGUGGCCAGCAAUCUAUGGGGAGAGGAAGGAUUUGUGGCCUGGAUUCCAGAGUGGUUGCUGAAGAAGUUCUUCUACCGCGAUCUCCAGGACAUGGUGCCGUCAACCGGUCUUUACACUGCUUCGCCCUUGGUCAAUUCCGAGCUCUUCUACCUGAUCCGCCAGGGCAGUGCGACAUGGCGACGGGGUGACGUCCUAGGCGUUGAACAGAAUGCGGUUCGGUUUAAUAGCCGGGGCAAGGGUGCCCCCAAAGGAGGUCCAGGGCGAGAGGAGCUCGUAGCUGCCGACGUAAUUGUCAUGGCCACAGGCUGGAAGAGGGCUUCCCUGGGCUUCUUGCCACGCAACUGCUUUGAGGAUGAGUUCAGACCCCCGAAUUGGUACAUGCAGGUGUUUCCGCCCGGUUAUCCUGAUAUCUGCGCCAUCAACAGCACGUAUAUCAAUGCCAUAGGUACCGCCGGCUACCUCCACAUUGGGAUCUACACACGGUUCCUGCUGGCGUUCAUCAUGGACCCAAUGGCCCGGCCCACGGAAGGGCGAAUGAAAGUAUGGAUUGACUUCAUGCGGUACACCAAACGGUCAGAUAUCCCUGCCUUUGAAUUUCUGACAUACGCCGAGUUGAUAUACUGGUGCAUCGUUGCCCUCUUCCUUGACCCGUUCCGGUGGAAAUGGGUGUUGUUCGUGUUGACCGGCAAGGGAGGAUCUUUUCCAGAGAAGAUAAUCGAGAAAGAAAGCCCUUUCCGGGAAAGUCAAGAGGAGAGAGAGACACAGUGA
Messenger RNA from Monascus purpureus, 990 nucleotides. The record is from the annotation of a GenBank genome assembly. Lineage: Eukaryota; Fungi; Ascomycota; Eurotiomycetes; Eurotiales; Aspergillaceae.